Molecule: messenger RNA, 4381 nt
Organism: Epinephelus moara (kelp grouper)
Lineage: Eukaryota; Metazoa; Chordata; Actinopteri; Perciformes; Serranidae
Gene: s100u
Product: S100 calcium binding protein U
Exons: 3
Coding region: 170-853 (227 amino acids)
Cellular component (GO): perinuclear region of cytoplasm
Molecular function (GO): calcium ion binding
Source: RefSeq, a predicted model, not a curated record
AAGGAAAGAAAAAAAACCUAAAUCACGGAAGAGAUUCUGCUGUCCUACUAGUUUGGCAAGUUCUCUGGGCUCAAAGCGGCGUAGAAAGGCGGAGAAGAGGGCAGAAACUCAAAUUUGUGCACAUUUAUACACUUCUCUUGUCCCACAGACGGUAUACGAGAGAGGAGUCAUGGAGGCUGCUAUUCAGACCAUGGUGAAGGUCUUCCUGAAGUCAACUAAAGGAAAGGAGAGUCUAGGAAAGAGUCAAUUCCAGAGCCUUGUCAAGAACCAGCUCUCCAACAUCCUUGCGGACACAGACAGCAAGGAGGCGGUCAACAACAUGGGCCAGGGACUGGAUGCCAACCAGGAUGGCAAGGUCGGUUUUGAGGAGUACCUGAAGCUGGUCGGCUACCUGGCAGUCUCGCUCAGCGAUCAGCGCAGCCUCGCCAAAGAGGAGCCAGCCCAAAAUGCUGCGUCCGGACAAGUGGCACAAAGCACCCCAGAAAAAGAGGAAGAGAAGCCAGAAGCAAACGCAGAGCCAAAGGCGGAAGCAAAGCCAGAAGCAAAUGAAGAGUCAAAGGUAGAAGUAGUUACUGUUGUAAAGGUAGUUGAAGAAAAUGCAGAUGGAAAGAUAGAAACAAUGGUAGAAGUCAAGUCAGAGGUGGAGGCAGACCCUGAGGCGAUAAAGGAAGCUGAGAAGCAAGCAGCAGCAGUGGCGGAGGCAGCAUUAGAGGAGGCAGCAGCUGCAGCGGGAGUGGUCGUGAAAGAAGAGGAGAAGAAGGAGGAAACAGAAAAGGUGGUAGAAGCAGUGGAGAAGCUGCCUGCAGCUGUGGAAGAAGAAGUGGAGAAGAAGACAGAGGAGGGCACCUCAUAGGGGACAAUCCAUUCAUUCAUAAAGAAAAGAAAUCACACUACAUGCUUAAUUCAGCACUACACAAAACACAGCAUUAAUGCCAAAAUAUGUCGGUAAGCCACUAAAAAAAAAUUCAAGUUAAUUCAGCUUUGACAAUAUCAGUAAAAGUUCAAACACUACAAACCCAGCUCUGAAGAAACCCCACUCCUUGAAUAUCGUAAAAAUAAAUACAUGUACAUGACAGUAGAAUCAUUGCUUUGUACUACUCAUUACCACUAUGAUCAUAUGUACAGCAUGUGCAUCCCACUAUAUAGCACAUUUACCUCAUUAUGAUAGUAUGAUAGCAUGUGAACGUACACUAUCAUAUGCAUGCCAUAUCCCUGUGAAAACUUUACUGCAAAAUAUGAUUUACCUGCAGCAGCACACUGACACAUGUGACCAAAGUGUCACUGCAGCCAAGUUUAAAUACUGUCCUGUCCCCACUUCAAUCUUUACCUGGGUCUUUUCUUCAACUCCUCUACACUACUUACUAGGCCUGUACAUUGGUUUGUGGUAAAACAUCUGCAGGAAUAGUUGUAGAUUUUGGUAAAUGUGCUCCUUAGCUUUCUUGCUUAGAGUUGGAUGAAACGAUUGACACCACCCUAUUAGCCGGUUAGCUCAUUUUAGUGUAGCGACUGGAAACAGGGUGGAAACGGCAAGCACGGCUCUCUUUGAAUGCAACAAAAUCCACCAACCAGUACCUAUAAAGCUAACAAUGCUAUCUAGGCAGUUUCAUUUUUGUUUUUGUGUAACAACAAGCGAGCUUUAGAGUUGCUGGUAGGUGGAUUUUGUUAGCAAGGCCAAGCUAGCGGUUUCUCUGUUUCCAGUGUUCAUGCUAAGCUAACUGGCUGCUAGCUGUAGCCUCAUAUUAACUGAACAGACAUGACAGUGGUAUUAAACUUCUCAUCAAGCUCUUGGCAAGAAAUCUUAUAAUUCAUCCACAAUGUCAAACUCUACCUAUAAUGGUUGCAUGAAAAUCUGUCAAUAACACUAUAUCUUUUUUUUUUUUUUUUUAACAUUCUCAUUUUUUAACUCACAGUGCUAUGGAGCUGACUUGGCAUGACAAUAAACACAUUGUUUUGCUGAAGCUUUGCAUUACUUUAGCCCAUAUUAAUACACCCUCACACCUCAUUUGCCUUCUAAUCUACUUUAUCGGCUCUCUGUCUCUUUUUAAUUUCUGUAAUUCCCAGAGAGGUUCACUUCAUCUGAAUGCUGCAGUUUAUUCUGCUCACUUGCAGUCAGCCAAGGAUUAGGAACUGGAAGAUUAAGCAUGGCUCUUGGCUAAAUAAUUUAGGUUUGUGAAUGGGAUCCACACCAAAGGACCCUUAGGGUCGAAAGGGAGCCCAAAAUAGUAUCAUGGGAGCAGACUGGUGACAUAUGGCUCGGCGAGAGUAUUCAUGCAGCCUAAUCCACCUACAUUAGGACUGGUAGAGAAGAACAAGAUAACAAACACCAAGAAGUAAAGAAGCCCAUAAGAGGUGUCACCUGGUGGCAGAUACAGUUAAUUUGCUUUGUGUCUUGCAAACCAAAUGGUAUUUCAAUGGUUAUUGAUCCAUAAAUGUACUGGAUGCUACAUUAUCUGGAGUAACUGAAACUUGCUAAUUGUUGCUUGUUGUUUUCUGCUGGUCUUUCGGGUUUGCGUGCUUGUUUGUCGGUCACACCCUCAGUUUUAAGACCCUGUUUGACCUGCAACUGGAUCCUUGUGUCACAGGCAUUGGGCAACUACUGGAUAAGACAUUUGAUGGGUAACACACCCUAGGACACAAACAAUUACAUGAAAGCAAUCCUGGGCUCUAGUGAUCCUGCCCAUUAGAUGAGGUGGUAAUGUCAGUGAGAGGUUGUGCUUUUGUAAGCAAAAAAAAAAGAAUACUGAGCCAUAAAUAUGAAUCUAUGUGGUGUGAUCUUGUACAACAGGCUAAUACAUAAAAUGUUGCAUGCUAUCAGAAACGUAUUUCUACUAAUUACAUUGUAUUGGAAUUAUUGUGGCCAAAUAUUUAAGUUCAACAUGGCCUCUUUAUAUUUAACUUUUUUAACCUCACUCUUUCUUGUUCGGACCACUAUGGAGAUCACUUGAAAAAACAUUGUCACAUUAUAUGCAAUUUGUUAAUUACAAUUUAAUGAUUUGUAAAUUGUCUCAUCAUCAAUAAUGCAGUCAUGAGAAAAAGGCUCAUGUUUCAGGCCUGCUAUAUCUGCACCUGGCCAGCUCGCGUAGUGCUUAAGGCACACACAUUUUGGGCACACUACCAAAUGUGCACCUUUUGCACUGUAGUAGCACCUGGCACUUCAAACUGCUCAGCAGCAAAAUUGGCAAGACAAAUAAACCUGAGUCAUGUGGUCACCCUGCCUCACUGCGACACUCCCAUUGUAAAUACUGUCAUUUACACUCACUCUGCUCAGCCUUUAUACUCGUAGUACGCUGUGUUUUCUGCAUGCUCUAUUACUAACAAACUUAUUGGACAUUUUGGGCUAUUUAGGCUAUAUUAUUAUUUCUUUUUAUUGAAACCUAUAUUCUUUUUAUAUCAAAACAUUUUCUAAUCAUGGUACUUCCUGUGAAUAAUGGAAACAUAUCACUCUCUUGCACCAUCUACAGCCAGCUUUCUGUUCAACUUGUACAUAGGCCUCAGGUAUUUGCAUCUUUUCUAUAUCUGUAUAUUUCUAUACAUACAUAGAUAUGUAUAGAUAUAGAUGCAUACCUUAUUGCUAUUCCCCAUGGGCCAGGCGAGUUUUGUGCAGCUUUGUGUUCUUUCUUUGCUCUCAGCCAAUCGUCAUAAGCAAAAUUAUGGUUAAAAAGAAACUGGAUAAAGCAAAAAUCACGUUUAAAAUGACUGGACUUGCACUUGCAACAGAUUUCUGAAUUUAGCGUGAACAGACCUGAAUUAAACAUCAUCUGGAAAUUAUUCUAUCGCAGCUAAUGCUUUCUUUUGGCCUAUUUGGAACAGCGGAUGGACGGAGUGAACUGUGAGAGCUACGUUUUUUUUUUUUUACAAAGUGGUUGAAUUGUCUGCACCGGCAGUUUUUUGUUACUGUCCCAUAGUGUGAACCCCACCCAGCCUUAACUCUGUGUAGAUUAAAAACAUGCUGGAACAAAACGCAUCAGAUUUGCAGUGGGGAGUGUUUGCAGCCAGAUUUUUCAUUGACACACAAUAAGUCUCAUUCAUUGUGUGACACACUAGAUGAAGAUAAAAAAGCCUGUGUUUAGAAUCCUCCCAGCGGAUGCGAAAAAGUGUACAUACAAGUAUAUGGAUGUGCUUUUGGGUAAAAGUGUUUGUGAUUAUGGGACCAUUCCCAGGAUAUUGUGCAGGCUUUCAUCAUUGUGUGUUGAUGUACUCUGCAUAUUUCCUGCCAAGUACUAGAGGGUGUGUUUGCUAAGCAGUUGGACACAGUCCACUGUCAUGUCCAGUAAACUCCACUAUGCUUGUAUUUCAACUUCAUAUGUAAUGCUGUAUCAUUUUUGCUAAUUCUAUGUAACGUGUAAUGGCUAAUAUUGAAUUAAACUGUGACGAUACUAUA